AUGACUUUGUGGAACUCCCCGGCUGUGUUGGCAUACGAUCAAAAUGUCUUCGCCAAGCUUAUGCAUGCAAUGCUUGGACUCUAUGGAUGGGAGUUCCUGAUGUCCCUCGACUUCGAAUGGAGCUUCCUCUGUGGAAAGCGUCGGCUUCGUUGGCCGAUGGUUCCGUACUUUCUGGGUCGGUACAUGUUGUUGACCACUCUGAUUACCAUUUGUAUCGCUUUGGACUCCACGCAUCCGUUAGACUGUCAGACUCUGUACACCUUCAAUCAGCUUGCGGGUAUGUCGUCCGCAGGAUUCUCUACCAUCAAUCUUUCAAUUCGAACAAUCGCGAUAUGGGACCGACACCGAUACAUCACUUUCCUUGUGAUCUUCCUCUCCCUUGGGCAAUGGGCUGUUAUACUGCAAGGAGCACUCCUCCGCGCUACCUACAUACCCGAUCAAGGAUGUAUCAUCACCGAAGCCAAGACGGGACUCAUCGCCAUCUCCUUCAUCUAUACCAUGGCUUUCGACUUCCUUAUCAUGUGCCUCAAUACAUGGAGAUUGUUACCUUACCCUCAGGGUGGCUGGACCGUCACGAAGCUCCUUUUCCGGGACGGGAUGAUAUACUUCGCGAUCUCAUUCUUGGGCAAUCUUGCAGCCUCGGUGGUCAUGCUCCUGAAUCUUAACUCGGUCAUGGACGUAAUCCUCAACGUACCUGCCGUAGUCGUCGCAAACAUAGCCUCCUCUCGCGCAGUCCGCAGGCUCGCCCUGUUCAGGCAAAAACCCGACUCUGACUUGGUGGCUCCAUCAGAUGUCGUCAUGCGGUUCUCCCCUCGAUUCCCGGAUAGCCGAAGGCUAUCGCAUAUGACUUCGGUGGAGAAGACUUUGCCGUCUUUCUUCGUUCCAAGGUCCACUAUCAACGAGCCUGAGUCGCCGGACGCUGAGACGCGGGAAAGCAUUUCGUUACCGUCAUUUCCUGAUCCGGCCGAAAUCGUCUGA
Punctularia strigosozonata HHB-11173 SS5 is the source of this 978-nucleotide messenger RNA. RefSeq lists its product as uncharacterized. The transcript is spliced from 14 exons. The record is from RefSeq and is a predicted model, not a curated record. NCBI's taxonomy places the organism in Eukaryota, Fungi, Basidiomycota, Agaricomycetes, Corticiales, Punctulariaceae. Bases 1 to 978 code for a protein of 325 amino acids.